Molecule: messenger RNA, 3768 nt
Organism: Aspergillus melleus
Lineage: Eukaryota; Fungi; Ascomycota; Eurotiomycetes; Eurotiales; Aspergillaceae
Product: OSBP family protein
Exons: 5
Coding region: 1-3768 (1255 amino acids)
Biological process (GO): exocytosis; piecemeal microautophagy of the nucleus; endocytosis
Cellular component (GO): intracellular membrane-bounded organelle; cytosol; membrane
Molecular function (GO): sterol binding; protein binding
Source: RefSeq, a predicted model, not a curated record
AUGACGGAAAAGGGCGAAGGACAUAAGCGUUCUCGAAGUGCGCUGGCACUUUCACUCUUGCACCGUGACAGGUCAAAGGACAGUCACGAGGAGACCUUGGGUCGUGACAGCAGUAGUUCAUCUCGAUCGUCGAUUCCCUCAUCAACCACGAACAACAAUCCGUCUACCUCCCUUCCGAUCCCACGAAGCUCGAGUCGUCGAAAGUCCCACCAGGAAGUGCGCCCGCCAUCGAUGGCAGAAGAACCCCCCUUGGAGCCAACGGGCUCCAACCAAAGCGGCGAGAAUAUUGAGAAACUACCGUCGGGAACACAGGUUGACAGCAGGAGCAUGUCGCUAGACCAGUCUGUGCGCACCUUUCGACUCUUCGAGACGUUGCGUAGCGGGGACACGACUGCGAUCGCGAAGGCCAUCCGGGAGACUAAGGACGCCCAGGGCGCAGGUGCCCUAUCUGGCACGACCGUACUUCACCUGGCGAUUCAAUGUGCUGAGCCACAGGUUGUGGAAUACAUCCUCUCCGUUGACGAGGAUCUCAACAUCAAUGAACGUGAUCGGGAUGGCAACACCCCUCUUCACCUGGCUGCCCAGCUUGGUCGGGGACCGUUGGUGCGCGAGUUGCUCAACCGCCCGUCUCUCAACGACUCUAUCGUGAACUAUCGCGGUCAAACUGCGCUCGACGUUGCCCGUACCCCGGAGAUCUUCCAACAACUUCAGCUAGCGCGGUCCCUCUUCAUGGAUCAAAAGACCCAGGAAAUGCAGCAGCUCAUAUCCCAGGGUGACUACGAGAAGCUGGAGAAGGUGCUGGAGGAGCCCCGCGUGGAGGGUAUAAUGGAUGUGAACAGUCUGGAUUUGGUGACUGACCCCGCCACCGCUCAGUCUGGGGGUACUUUGCUGCAUGAGGGGGCGAGAAAGAAAGAUACUAAGCUCAUCCAAAUACUACUCAUGCACGGCGCCGAUCCUUUCCGGCGUGAUAAGAAAGGAAAACUUCCCCAGGACGUGACGAAAGACGACCGGACACGUGCCAUCCUCAAGAAGUCGCCCGCUGCAGUUAUUGCCCAGCGCGGUAUUCAGGAGAAGGCCAUCCUGGGGACGAAUUCUGGCCAGGGACUCUCUGGCGGGCGCGCUAGUACAAGUGAAGCUCCCUUUGCGGGCAAAGAAGCUCGUGAAAUGAGAGGUUACUUGAAGAAGUGGACCAAUUAUACGAGUGGGUAUAAACUGCGCUGGUUUGUCCUCGAAGACGGCGUUUUGAGUUACUAUAAGCAUCAAGACGAUGCGGGAUCUGCUUGUCGCGGCGCGAUAAACAUGAAAAUUGCCAGGCUCAAUAUGGAUUCCCAGGAUAAGACACGUUUCGAAAUUCAUGGGAAGUCCUCUGUCAAGUACCAUCUGAAAGCAAAUCACGUCGUCGAGGCCAAGCGUUGGUUUUGGACUUUGAACAAUGCCAUCCAGUGGGCAAAGGAUGAAGCCAAAGAAGAGCAAAGACGUCAGACCAGAGACGCAGAGAUGCUACGCCAAGCGAAAAUGGAGCAGAUCGAAGGUCGACCGGGCGAGAGUCCCUCUGAAUCCUCCACCUUAGCAGCGGCAAGGUCAAAUGGCAAAGGCCUCGCCCCUCCAUCUCUUGGUGUUCCAAGUAGCAGCGGCACGAGGCUGAGUACGUACGCUUCUCGCACAACCUUGGAGAGUACGCCGGCAGACGACGAUGGCUCGGUAUUUGAGUCCUACGACCAAGGUGGUGGCGCACACAGCGAAAUCAAUCGAGUUUUCAGCCACGUGACUACUGCACCUGAUAUGGAGGGUGAUGAUGACGACUAUGGCGAAUAUGCAUCCAGUCGCGAGAUGCAGCCAGCUGAUAAAGAUGCUUUGAACAUCACAGCCCAAUCUGCAAAGGUCCAGCUGGAUAUUCUUGCCAGUGUGUCCUCCUCAUUGCAGGCCGAGAAGUCGAGCCAUCCGGACAUGUCUCUCGGUGAUCCGACUGUUGAUCAAGCCCUCGGUGCUUAUGAAGCAGCCGUGAGCAGUCUUCAAGGAUUGGUGCAGGACCUAUUAAAGAUAUCUAGAGAUCGCGACUCAUAUUGGCAAUAUAGACUAAACAGAGAGGCACACCUCCGCAAGAUGUGGGAAGAGAGUAUGGCGCGAGUUGCUCAUGAGCACGAGGAGCUGCAAUCGAAGAUGGGCGAGUCCGAGGAAAAGCGACGCCGAACCAAGCGGGCUCUCAAAGAAGCAUUAGAGGGUUCGUCAGCAAAAGCUGGUCGCAUGGCCGACCAAGCGUCGUUACACAUGAAAGACGUUGAUGAUGAUCUUGACGAUACUUCCAAAAAACAAGUCCCCGAGGCCUCGGAGUCGAAGGACGAUCCCACAACUGCUCCACCUCUGCGUCGAAAGAAAUCGACAGUGUCCCAGCUAAGCAGCCUAUAUGAUUCUGCAUCAGACGAUGAGGAUGAAUUCUUUGAUGCGAUCGAUGCCGGGGAGAUUGAGGUCGAGAAUCUCGCCACCGCAGAAACUAAGGACGAAAAACCAGAACCCGAAGAGAAGACCAGCGAGCUACGUGCCGUGAAACAUGCCGAAAUUGUUCCUUCGUUCAAGGGCUACGAGGAGCCUGUGAGGACGAAAUUGAAAAUGGACUACGAUAACAGACCCAGGAUCUCGUUGUGGGGCAUAUUGAAAUCUAUGAUUGGCAAGGACAUGACCAAAAUGACACUACCAGUUUCAUUCAAUGAGCCGACGUCGUUGCUACAGCGUGUAGCCGAGGAUUUGGAAUAUGCAGAUCUUCUCGACAUAGCAGCUGACCGAUCCGAUUCGAUGGAACGCUUAGUUCACGUUGCUGCAUACGCUGCAAGUGAAUACGCUUCAACCAUCGGUCGUGUUGCUAAGCCGUUCAACCCCCUUCUGGGAGAAACGUACGAGUAUGCGAGACCUGACAAGGGAUAUCGGUUUUUCGUCGAGCAAGUCAGCCAUCACCCGCCGAUUGGCGCGGCAUGGGCGGAAUCAGCAAAGUGGCAAUACUAUGGUGAAUCUGCUCUCAAAUCCAAGUUCUACGGGAAAUCCUUUGAUAUCAACCUGCUCGGCACCUGGUUCCUAAAGUUGCGUCCUGCAUCGGGAGGUGAAGAGCUCUAUACCUGGAAGAAAGUUACGUCUUCCGUGGUCGGCAUCAUCACCGGUAACCCCACUGUUGACAAUUAUGGGUUGAUGGAGAUCAAGAACUGGACCACCGGCGAGGUUUGCUAUUUGGAUUUCAAGCCGAGAGGUUGGAAGGCUUCGUCGGCAUACCAGGUUACUGGCAAGGUGGUAGACCGUGAUGGGCUACCCAGAUGGAGCAUCGGCGGUCGUUGGAAUGACAAGAUCUAUGCCCGUCACACUCCCGGGUUCGAAGCACAGGUAUCGGGCCAGGAUCCAGAGUCAGCCAAGACGUUUUUGGUGUGGCAAGCCCAUUCCCGCCCGACUGGUGUUCCUUUCAACUUGACCCCAUUUGGCAUCACACUCAAUGCCCUCACCGAAGACUUGGAGAAGUAUCUACCACCUACGGACACUCGCCGCAGACCCGACCAGCGUGCAAUGGAGGAGGGUGAGUAUGACCUAGCGGCCACCGAGAAGCAUCGGGUCGAAGAGAAGCAACGAGCGAAGCGAAGAGAGAUGGAAAUGAAGGGAGAGGAGCAUCGGCCCAAGUGGUUUGUUAGGGAGCAAUGUCCCGUGACCGGCGAGGAGUACUGGGCUCACAAUGGGAAAUACUGGGAGUCCAGAGACGCGCAGGACUGGAGUGUCUGUGACGACAUCUUUUGA